Molecule: messenger RNA, 1275 nt
Organism: Lactuca virosa
Lineage: Eukaryota; Viridiplantae; Streptophyta; Magnoliopsida; Asterales; Asteraceae
Source: the annotation of a GenBank genome assembly
AAACAAGUGAACAAGGGUGGGCACCACAAUAAGAUAUGAAGAAAUGCAAUUAAUGUGGCUCGAAUGCAAACACGAUGACCAAUCCACCAUUGUUGUCCACCGUGACCACCAGCUCCAGCAGCACAAAAAACCCUGCAUCUUCCCACUCGGCUCCACAAAAUUCUCACACACGUUACUCUGCUGAAAUCAAUGGAGCUCUGUGGAGCUUCUGCUCUGGCUUGGAGAACCUCAAUUUCUCCUUCUCUUCACUCUUCUCCUCAGCCGACUUCGGUGAGUGAAUUCAGAAGAGUUAGGGUUUGGUGUGUUAAAACCGACGUCAAUGGCUCGUCUCAGUCGGUUAAGGGUAACCAGAUGACAGUAUCUAUAACAGGAGCUACAGGCUUUAUAGGGAGUAAAUUGGUGCAAAGGCUCUAUGAAGAUAACCAUAGUAUCUGUGUCUUGACUCGAUCUAGAUCUAAAGCUCAGUCAAUUUUUCCGGUGAAGGAUUUCCCAGGCAUUGUAAUUGCAGAGGAGCCUCAAUGGAAAGAUUGCAUUCAAAAGUCAACUGGAGUUGUAAACUUGGCUGGAUUGCCAAUUAGUACAAGAUGGUCUUCUGAGAUCAAGAAAGAGAUCAAACAAAGCAGGAUUGGAGUCACCUCAAAGGUUGUUGACUCGAUAAAUAGCUCCACAAGUGAUGCAAGACCAAAAGUUUUGGUUAGUGCAACAGCAGUUGGCUAUUAUGGUACUAGUGAAACACAAGUGUUUGAUGAACAAAGCCCUUCUGGAAAUGAUUAUCUAGCUGAGGUUUGUAGAGAAUGGGAAGGAACAGCUCUUGCAGUUGAUAAGGAUGUUAGACUCGCACUUAUUCGUAUUGGGGUGGUGCUUGGAAAAGAUGGUGGUGCUUUAGCUAAAAUGAUUCCUAUUUUCAUGAUGUUUGCUGGAGGACCUUUGGGCUCUGGGAAACAAUGGUUUUCGUGGAUUCAUAUAGAUGACCUGGUGAAUAUCUUAUAUGAAGCCUUAUCAAAUCCAUCUUAUAAAGGAGUGAUCAAUGGAACCGCACCUAACCCUGUCCGUCUAGCCGAAAUGUGCCAACAUUUGGGAUCGGUGAUGGGGCGGCCGUCAUGGCUACCGGUGCCCGACCUUGCCCUCAAAGCGGUCCUUGGAGAAGGCGCGAUAGUGGUUUUGGAAGGACAAAGGGUGGUGCCUGUUAGAGCGAAAGAAUUAGGGUUUUCGUAUAAGUAUCCGUACAUCAAAGAAGCAUUGAAAGCCAUUUUAGCUCAAAAGGUUGUAGUCUGA